AUGGAUAUUAGAGCGGACUUGAUCUCAAAGUUGAUUACCUCAAUAGUUGGCAUUCUGAGCCCAGUCGGAACACUGCUCGAGGAAGGCACCCCAUAUGAUUUCAGGGAUUUAGACAUCGUAAACACCAACACCUUCUUCUUCCUUCAUACGACUGACCCUGACCUACUCUCUUCACCACCGAAUUUCGCCGGAAAACUUAAGCUCCACCGCCGCCGUGGUCAUUCGAACUCAUCUCCGCCGCCGCCGUUCUCAAUUGAGGCCUUCACUGGUAAAUCCUAUGCCACCAUGACACAGGUCACAGGAACUGAAAGCCAUGAAUUUGUUAUUUGGGUCCAGUUCAACUAUGUUUCACGAAAUUCAUUUAAGCAUGUACACAACGUGUUACACCAAUUUCAAUGUGAGUUGCUAUGUGUUAAUGUGUUGACAGUUUGUAUCAUGACUUUAGCCGGUGAAACAGAAGGUAUGAGUCGAAGUUGGAUGUAUGAGAAGCGAACUUCGUCGGGGUUCUUGAACGGGGUAGAGGAGUUUUGUAGAUGUGCUUUGGAGCAUCAAGAAAAUGUACAAGAUAAUGGGUUUUAUUGUCCAUGUGUCGAUUGCGAAAAUGUGAGUAGGGUUAGUAGUAUCAAAACAUUAAGAGAUCAUGUGAUUCGUCGUGGGUUUAGGCAACAUUACCAUGUGUGGAUAUGGCAUGGUGAGAUCGGAGGAUAUACGGGAAAUUCCAGUGAAAAUCCAAUUAUUGACCACCAUGUACACACUGAACCUAUUGAUCGGACCGAGGAUAUGUUUUCGGAGGAAGAUGAUGAAGGUGAAGAAGACGUGGAUGAUGAUAUUGAGGAGGAUCAUAUAGAUGAAAUGAUGGAGGCAAUUCAAGAUAAGCCUCAUUUAUUUGAACGUUUGUCAGAAGCUGCUGAGAAACCUUUGUAUCCUGGAUGUGUCAAGUACACUCAGUUGUCGGCUGUGUCAGUGUUGACCAACCUGAAAAUAAAGGGCGGUGUGACUGACGCAAUUUUUUCACAAUUUUUGGAGGCAUUAGAGGACAUGUUUCCCGAAGGGAAUGUGUUGCCUAAGUCAACUUAUUAUGCCAACAAGUUGAUGUGUCCUUUUGGAUUAGCAUAUGAGAAAAUAGAUGCUUGUCCAAAUGAUUGUAUUUUGUAUCGAAAAGAGUUUGCAGAUUUAGAUAAAUGUCCUCGGUGUGGUAAGUCUCGUUACAAGCUCCCAGAUGGAGUUAUGCCCGGGGAAGGCAAGAAAGGUCCCUCUGCUAAACUGCUUUGGUAUCUUCCAAUAAUACCAAGGUUUAGACGAUUGUUUUCAAUAAAGAAGGAGGCAAAGAACUUGAGGUGGCAUGCAGAUAAGAGGAAGAAAGAUGGGUUGCUUAGACAUCCGGCAGAUUCUCCUCAAUGGAAAGAUAUUGAUGAAGAAUUUCCAGAAUUCGGCAAAGAAGAUAGGAAUCUUAGGCUUGCGCUUUCUACUGACGGAAUGAACCCAUUUGGUAGUCUAAGCAGUCAACACAGCACUUGGCCUGUUCUGUUAGUAAUUUAUAAUUUGCCUCCUUGGUUGUGCAUGAAGUCAAAGAAUAUUAUGUUAUCCUUACUUAUACAAGGGCCGAAACAACCAGGAAACGAUAUUGAUGUAUACCUUGCUCCGCUCAUUGAUGAUUUGAAAAAAAUGUGGGAUGAAGGUAUUUCUGUUUUUGAUGCGUAUGGUGAUGAGAUUUUCACGUUGCGUGCAAUGUUAUUUUGUACCAUCAAUGACUACCCGGCUUAUGGUAACUUGUCAGGGUAUAAGGUAAAGGGAAAGAUGCCAUGCCCAGUUUGUGAAGAUGAUAUGGAAUCAACCUGGUUGCCAAAUUCUAGAAAACACGUGUAUCCAGUUCAUAGAAAGUGGCUAAAUAGGUUUCAUCCUUAUCGAAAGAAAAAAUCUCUAUUUGAUGGCAACGUGGAAGAACGUAGAUUUCGUAGACCGUCAUCUGGAAGAGAGGUUUACAACCGUGUUAAAGGCAUAGAGACGGUUUUUGGAAAAUCUGGGAAAAAUAAAAAAGAUGGAAUUUGGAAGAAGGAGUCUGCCUUUUGGAAACUGGAAUAUUGGAAGCAUCUGUCAGUUAGACAUUGUCUCGAUGUAAUGCACAUAGAAAAAAAUGUGUGUGAGGCCAUUUUGGGUACAUUGUUGAACAUGGAUAAGAAAUCGAAGGAUGGCAUUAAGGUGCGGAGAGACAUGCAACACCUGAAGAUUCGACCUCAUUUAUGGCCAAAGCUUAAGGAAAAGGCCAGAAAGGGGAAAGGUAAGUCUUACUAUUUACCCCCUGCUUGCUAUACAUUGUCUAAAGUUGAGAAAAGAAUAUUUCUAGAGUGUCUUUAUGGAAUUAAAGUUCCUAAGGGCUACUCAUCGAAUAUAAGAAAGCUUGUUCAGCAGUGA
Spinacia oleracea (spinach) is the source of this 2412-nucleotide messenger RNA. RefSeq lists its product as uncharacterized. The transcript is spliced from 4 exons. Bases 1 to 2412 code for a protein of 803 amino acids. NCBI's taxonomy places the organism in Eukaryota, Viridiplantae, Streptophyta, Magnoliopsida, Caryophyllales, Amaranthaceae. The record is from RefSeq and is a predicted model, not a curated record.